UGUCAGGAAGUGAGUGAUGAAAACGAAGAAGAGAAGAUUUUGAGAGAUGAGUCGGAUUUAUGAUAACAAACCUCUACGGAGUGUACCCGUCAAUAAUGUCAACUGGCCGUCUGUGUGGAACGUGGCCUCGUUUAGAAAAGGAAAUGGCCUACUUCUUGAAGCCGUUAUCAGACAGAGAUCUCGUUUUUGUUUAACAGACUCGGCUAAAAAUAAGUUCAGGUACUUUGUGUUCCAUGUGGAAAUCAGCAAAGCCCAUCGAAGACAGUUUGAUUCCUCAGGGAAAGAGAUUGAACCAAACUUCAGCCAAACGCAAAAAAUAUCAACUGGUUACUUACCCUCUUCGUACAAGGUGGAGUCUAAAGGUGAAACAGACAAGGUGUCAAACAAGGAAGCAGAAAAACUGCUGACAUCAGGCGACCUGACAUUUGUCACAACGUCAUACUGUCCAUCAAAUUGUGUGUCACUGUGGAUUGAGGAGUCUGCUCUUCAGAACAUUGAACUUGAUGUGGAUGACGAAGUUAGGGUCAAAACAGAUGGAAAUUCACCAUUUAUCUAUAACAUAGCAAAGGUAGAUACUCAAUCUGUGACGGUGUCAAACUAUGCUGGAGGUGGCUGUGGGGGUUCGUGGACUGACAAGAUCAUGUCAAUGAAGGGUGGAGCAGGGGGGGAUAACCCAUCCUCUCAGGCGGACAAUGAGGGUGCUGAUGAAGAUGAAUGGGGGGAUUAA
Molecule: messenger RNA, 727 nt
Organism: Liolophura sinensis
Lineage: Eukaryota; Metazoa; Mollusca; Polyplacophora; Chitonida; Chitonidae
Product: arpin-like
Biological process (GO): negative regulation of actin nucleation
Source: RefSeq, a predicted model, not a curated record